This is a messenger RNA of Plasmodium fragile, 2256 nucleotides long. RefSeq lists its product as uncharacterized. Bases 1 to 2256 code for a protein of 751 amino acids. The transcript has a single exon. Lineage: Eukaryota; Apicomplexa; Aconoidasida; Haemosporida; Plasmodiidae. The record is from RefSeq and is a predicted model, not a curated record.
AUGGAACAAAACAAAAGUGACACGAGGACCAGAGCAGACAAGGAAACAAAUUCUUUAUUUUUAAGAAAGGAAAUAUUCGACCAUGCAAUUAUAUACACAACUAACAAGAUAGAGGAAGGCGCUUUACUAAUUUAUUUAAAAAAUUUAUAUGAGCAUUUUAAAAAGUUGAAGAAGGAGAGGGAGCACGGUGGGAGUGUCAACCAUGAUGAUCAAAUGUAUGUCACGCUGGACAGCUGGCUAGGUUACAAUGAAGUUAUAAAAGGACAAGACCAUAUUUGUUCUUCAAACUUUACCCAUAAUGUAUGCAAAUCUUUGUGGAUUCUCUUAAGUAUAACUUUGCAGAGUGUAAAGAAGAAGAACAAUGUGAAUGGGCAGAGGACUAUAUUUAACGCGUCACUGAACGAGUUGAACAGGGAGUGUGAGGGGAAGAAGGAUCGUGAAGAAAAGGACACGCCUCAAGAUGUGUGGAAUGAAAAUUGGGUAGAAGAACAAGUGUCCAUAGAGUUACUAACAUUUUUUAUAAUAUUACAAUUUUUGAAAAUAGAUAAUGUGAAAAGGAAAUACGAUAAAAAUUUGAGUGAAGAUAGUUGGCCUCAUUUUUGUAAUUCCCCCAGGUCAUUGUCCAAUUCCUCUUCCGCAUUAAGUGCAAAUGGAAUCGUCAGCAGCAUGAAUGGUAGUAGCGGUCCAGGUACUUGUACACCCAAAUCUAACCUCUCCGAUUUCUUCCAUUUUUGUGGUAAUAAUUAUAAGCAUUUUUUGAAGACAUAUCUUAUUGCCUUUUUAUGUGCAACAGAUAUUAUUAAUAGUAGCAGCCUGACGCACAUUCCCCUCUACUUUAGAAGCGAACAUCUCUUCCUGCUCGAUUUUAUAGUAGACACCAAUGACCAUACGAAUGUAUAUGAGAGGUACCUACAGAAAAAUGAACCAAAAAUUUUGUACAAAACAAAGGAUAUACUAAAUUGGUUGUUAACAAAUUUGUGUAUGCCCGAUUGUGCUAGUGAUGAUAUGGUCAAGGGGGUCUCAAACAAUGGGCAAAGUCACCCACCAACCACACACUCUUGUGCUAGUAAAAACCCGAGCGCAACGCACUACGGCAUUGAAAAUAUAAAUAACGACAUUUAUACGAUUACAAAUGUUCAAGGCAAAACCAUAUACAUAACAAGUGAUAAAAAUAUUAUUAACAUAAGUAAUUGUAAAGAGUGUAAUAUUUUUAUUUUUUCUAAAGUCGAAUAUUUGAAAAUUCAUUUGUGUGUAAACUGCUGCAUCAUUUCGUUAGCCGUGGAAAUGAUUGCUACCUUUUUUAACUCCCAGAAUUUGGACGUGCACUUGGUCACUAGAAGCCUCAAGAUUGAAAAUGUUAUUGACACCAAUGUAUAUGUUUACACGGAAACAAAUAUUAUUAUUUUUGGUGACACGAGAAACAUUCAGCUUGCUCCUUAUAACAUUUUAAAUAAGAACCAGAGGAGGUGUCUUCGCAAAAGCAGGAUUUCCUUUAGCAGCAAAAAUUGUGACCUCUUCGCCUUUCCCCUCAAGUGCAAAAUAAGCUUGUUCCAUUCGGUCAGCACAUCACACGGGAUGAACUUGACCCACUCAGCGAGUUUGUCAGGUGGAGCAAAUUUCCCUCUCUCCCGCCGCACGGACAAGAGUGGGAAGAGCGCCACGUCUGGCGUUGGCGCUGCUAUUGGCGAAGCCGAUAUGGGUGCAACUACCUACAGCGACACUACUUCAAACCAUGUGAACGCGACGGAAGAGAAAAACGAAGGAGUGUAUGCAAAACCAUUUGACAUGACCAACCUGAACAGUUCAUUCACCGACUAUGUGUACUAUUUGCUGAGUCCAUCCAAAUUUUUUCUCACCGAGUUUCCCACCCCUAAUUUCGCGUCAGAUGGUGCAGGCAGGGCCUUGUGUGGGCAGCAUCACGAAGAGGAUUGCGCCAACAAUGUGAAUAACCGCCACUACAACCCCGAUGGGAAGGAAGUACCCCCCGCAGAAGGCACUUACAAAACGGAAGAGAGUCAAACGUAUGAAUGCCUCUACCUCCCGGAGGUUUAUAAAAAUGCUAUCGAAAGUCAAGAUGAUCACAUUUUACAAUUUUUAAGUUUCAUGGAGAGCAUCCAUUUGUCAGGUGCGCAAAUGCAAAAGGUGAAAAAAAUACUAACGUAUAAAUUGUAUGCAUAUUCGAAGACUUCCAAGAAGGCAUUCCGAGUGCUCAGCGAUUUUGUCUCCCAGGGGCAGGACGCGCCGGGCUCUUCCUAG